Metopolophium dirhodum (rose-grain aphid) is the source of this 1335-nucleotide messenger RNA. RefSeq names its product myeloid zinc finger 1-like. Gene Ontology annotation, molecular function: DNA-binding transcription factor activity, RNA polymerase II-specific; RNA polymerase II cis-regulatory region sequence-specific DNA binding. Lineage: Eukaryota; Metazoa; Arthropoda; Insecta; Hemiptera; Aphididae. Bases 257 to 1123 code for a protein of 288 amino acids. Gene Ontology annotation, biological process: regulation of DNA-templated transcription. The record is from RefSeq and is a predicted model, not a curated record. The transcript has a single exon.
AGUUUGAAAGGGCGCCAAAACGUUGCUCAUGGAAAGGCGUACGUACUUACGGUUUUUCUUUUUGUUCGUUUAAUACUUUAUUGAUUAUACGAAAUCAAAGCAGCCAUCUUGUAUCGCGUUUUUCAAUUUCCGUGACAAUCGCAGCGGCGGUCUCUCGGACGUGUGUCGUCCCGUCCACGGAGGAGCUGCGUUGAUGAUAAACGCGUAUACCGUCUUCAUAAUUACUGGCAACUGGCGAGACAGAUAGACUACGACGAUGACUUCCACGUUCCGUUCGAGUGACAUUCUCCAGCAGAUGGACUUCGCCAUGAUCGGCACCCACUUCGCUUCCGGCCCGUUGCAAAUCGACCAGGAUUUCGCGGGCAUCAGUGGUGUUCACUUCAACGGCAAUGGGUCUCAACAACAGUACGCCAACGACGGCGAAGUGACGCUGCAGCCCAACGGCAUGCCGCCGUCAUGGCAGAGCAUCGCUGCGCCCGGGUCGACCGUGGCCGAUUACCUGUCUCAUUUGCCGGCCACCCUCACUCUGCACCACUUUCUCAAAUACUCGGGAGAGGCCGUAUGUAAGGACGUGCGCGACGAGACGAAACCGCCGAAGAAGAGGAGAAAACAAGGCAGACAAGUGAACGCAACGGCAGUCGCCGCCGCAGCAGCUGCCGCCAGUGACCGCUGCCCGCCUACUACGACAACGUCGUCGCCGCCUCAGGUCAAGCCGAAGCCCGGUCAGAUACGGAUAACGAGCUGCGCAGAUGGCACCACCAUGUUCGGGUGUCCGGAAUGCCGGGCCGAAUACUUGGACAAGCAUCUGCUGGAGGAGCACCUGGGCACACACGCGACGGAACGGCGGUUCGUGUGCGACAUUUGCGGGGCAGGGUUGAAGCGCAAAGACCACUUGACGAGACAUAGGCAGAGCCACAGUUCAGAAAGGCCGUACGCUUGUACGGUGUGCGGCAAAGCUUUCAAGCGUAAGGAGCAGCUGACCCUGCACAAGGUGGUACACACUGGCGAGAAACGGCACGCUUGCAUAGAGUGUGGCCGUGCGUUUUACAGGAAAGAUCACUUGAGGAAGCACGCCAGGAGUCAUGCGGCCAGGAGAGAUAAAAGCAGUGGGCAGACAUCCUAGACAAACAAAUAACAAGAAGGAAAAAAUGAUUUGCCAAUUUGUUGUAUAUUUUAUUGAUUUUCAUCCGUGUACAUAUGGAUAUUAUAUUCAACUCUUGCAACUGCUGUCGCUUAAAAACUAAUAUUAAAAUAUUAUACGUGAGUGCAUAAUAUAUCAUCAACAUUAUAAUAUCAAAUAUACCAUUACCAAAUUAUUAUUAUGAAUUUUGUAAA